UUAGUGAAGAUGUUCAAUUUUCUCAUGUCUCAUUCGUAAACAACAGAGUACCCCGAGUCUUUGCUUUCUGUUUAUUUUUUAUCAUGUAUUCCUUUGUGGCCUUCAUAUUCGUUUCGUUUCGUAACUGCCCGAUCCCCCGUUCUCUUGUAGUAUUUCUCACUUGAAAACGUGCGGUUUAUUUUUGCGAAUGAAAUGUUAUUAAUUAAAAGAUUUGGUAGCACAUUUCAACGAAUAAACACAAUUUGCCAAGCCAAGCAACCUGGGGAUUCACUAGGAGUUAGAGGAUGGAUCAAGAAUAUACGACGACUAAAGAACAACAUAUUCUUGGACAUUAAUGAUGGUUCAACAACGCAAAAAUUUCAAAUUGUAGUACCCAAAAAUGAUGCCACGAAAGCAUUGACAGCGGGCAGUCUAAUUAAAGCCACUGGUAAAGUGCAACUUGCGCCACAUGGUCAUUAUGAAUUACAUGCCGAUGAAGUAGAAACAUUGGCUGAUGGUCACUUAACGGAGGGAUUUCCUUUUUCACCAAAGCAACAUCAUGCGCCAGAGUAUGUAAGGGAUUACCUGCAUUUACGUUCUCGUGUUGAUUACAUUGCUGCCGCAAUGCGACUCAGACAUAAAGCACAAAAGGCUCUGCAUGAUUUUAUGGACAACAAUGAAUUUGUACAAAUUCACACCCCCAUAAUUACCACAAAUGAUUGCGAAGGUGCUGGAGAGGUUUUUACAGUACGCCCUGACUCGGAGUCGUUACUUAAUCAAAUGUCACGCCCUGAUGUCCCCAAAGAAAAUAGUUACUUUGAUUCGAAAGUAUACCUCACGGUCUCGGGACAAUUGCAUUUAGAAUCUAUGUCCUAUGGCUUGGGAAACACAUAUUGCUUUGGUCCAGCAUUCAGAGCGGAAAACACUAAAUCUCCUUUACAUCUCUCCGAAUUCUAUAUGUUUGAAGCUGAAAUGACAUACAUUGAAGAUUUAUCCAGCCUUUGUACGUUUAUGGAGAAAAUGAUCAAAUCUAUUUCGCAACAAAUACUGGAGACAAGCUCAUUGGAUUUAGAAUUUUGCCAAAAGAACGCUUUGGGCGACAAACAAGUUUUAGGGUGGCUAGAUAAAAGUUGGAUAACACUGAACUACAAAGAGGCUUUGGAUAUAAUUGUAAGGAAUAAGGAUAAAUUUAAAACUGCCAUAACACCCGAUGAGGGGUUCUCGAAAGAGCAAGAACUGUUUUUAGUGGAACAUUGUAAGGCCCCUGUAUUCGUCAUAGACUGGCCUUCGGCGCAGAAACCGUUCUAUAUGAAACAAUCCCGCACAGAUGAUUCCAUUGUGCAUGCCUUGGAUCUGCUCAUGCCCUCCGUGGGCGAGUUAUGUGGCGGUAGUUUACGUGAAUGCGAUGAAUCCCGGCUACGUAACCAUCCCCAUUUACCAAAUGGACUUGAAUGGUAUUUGGAGUUACGUAAAUAUGGUGGUUUGCCGACUGCUGGUUUUGGUAUGGGGUUUGAACGUUAUUUGCAAUUGUUGUCUGGUAUUAAAAAUAUACGUGAUGUCAUACCUUUUCCGCGAUAUCCGCAUAGUUGUAAAAUGUAAUUGUUAUUUAAUUUUAAGCAGAAUUACCUUUGUAAUUUUUAAUAAAGUUGAUCAAAGAA
Messenger RNA from Musca domestica (house fly), 1637 nucleotides. It is a transcript of the gene AsnRS-m, whose product is annotated as probable asparagine--tRNA ligase, mitochondrial. NCBI's taxonomy places the organism in Eukaryota, Metazoa, Arthropoda, Insecta, Diptera, Muscidae. Gene Ontology annotation, biological process: asparaginyl-tRNA aminoacylation. The coding region runs from base 193 to 1578 and encodes 461 amino acids. Gene Ontology annotation, cellular component: mitochondrion. The transcript has 4 exons. The record is from RefSeq and is a predicted model, not a curated record. Gene Ontology annotation, molecular function: asparagine-tRNA ligase activity; ATP binding; nucleic acid binding.